Larimichthys crocea (large yellow croaker) is the source of this 1662-nucleotide messenger RNA. RefSeq names its product nucleoredoxin-like protein 1. Bases 155 to 859 code for a protein of 234 amino acids. NCBI's taxonomy places the organism in Eukaryota, Metazoa, Chordata, Actinopteri, Sciaenidae. The transcript has 4 exons. Gene Ontology annotation, biological process: photoreceptor cell maintenance. Gene Ontology annotation, cellular component: mitochondrion. The record is from RefSeq and is a predicted model, not a curated record.
AGGUGUCACUAAAAUAACAAACAUCAACGGAUUCAAAGAAAGCAAAUCAAAGAAAGAAUUCAAUGGCUUGAAUGAGAGGGGAAGCUGGACAUAUUUCUUUUCUUGUAGGAGUCGAGGAGUUUCAAGAGGGCCUCUCCCAUCCAUUCCCUUCAUCAUGGUGGACCUGUUCCUAAACAGAGUUCUGGUGGAGAACAACUGGGACCAAGAUGAGCUCAACACGGAGCGUGAGAUCAUUGGCAUUCUCGAAAACCGCAUCGUUCUGCUGUUCUUUGCAUCUGCUAAGUGUGACAAGUGUCAGGAGUUUCUACCUGUUCUCAAUGACUUUUUUAAGAGACUGAAAGAUCCAGCGUACAUCGAAUACCCCAAACUGUUCGCACUCAUUUACAUCAGCCUGGAUGAAUCAGAGGAGGAACAGGAAAGAGUGCUCAAAGAGCUGCACAAAAAGGUUUUGUUUUUGGCCUUUGAGGACCCAUACAGGAUUGAACUGCAGGCCAUGUUUAAGGUGAAGGAUGUCCCAACAGUACUGGUCCUACGCCCUGACGGCUCAAUCCUCUCUCCAAAUGCUGUGAAGGAAAUCUGUCGUUUGGGUUCCGACUGUUUCCAAAACUGGCAGGAAUCCGCAGAGCUCAUUGAGAGGACCUUCAUGCUCAAUGAGGAGUUCGACAACUUAAAUCUGCGCAGCGCCACUGACCCUGUGAGGAGACUCAAAUACAAGACAGAGGAUGACAAGAGGAAAAAGAGAUGGUGGAAGUUAUGGGCAAAGGGCAAAGGUGCAUAUGAAGAGGAGGAAGAGGAGAAAGAUGGAACGUGGGAUACAAAGAGGCGAGAGAGAGAUAAAGGAAUAUGGACAAAUAGAUAAGGAGAAACAGACAAAUAUAUAAAUAUAUAUGUAUAUAAAAGUGUUGAUUGUCUUAGAGCAGGUCCAGCCUGAUAAAUACUUCAUUCUUGGUUACUGAUGCUGCAGCCUCUUUAAGUAACACCCAUUUUGUCUGCCUGCAAUGGCAUGUACAGUGGAAUUAAGCAAAAAAGAAAAAAAGAAAAAGAAAAAAGAAAGUCAACACUGUAAAGACCUCCACUGUGUUGUCAGAGGUAAGAGAUGUCUUGUAGAGACAGAGACAUGUAGAGACAUAACAUAACUGCGCCUCCCUGCACAGAUCACACAAAACUUUGAAAGGAAUGAAAUAGGACUGAGGUAAUAUGCUACUGUUACUGUUUCUACUGUUACAUACUGUAAAUUUUAAUGGAGACUGUCUUCUUCUCAUUAUUAUUAUUAUAAUUUACAAAAUACGAUCCAGUCCAGUCUUUUGCAACUAAUGACUGUUAACUUGGUAGGAGAGGUUUUCAGUCAUCAGAGCAAAUGUCUGUUCUCAAACACAGGGAUAUAUAUGUGCAGUACAUGUCUCAAACAUUUCUGAACCACCAAAACCCAAUUUAUAUCUCCACAAAUCAAUAUUUGUGUUUUUUACCUUUUCUAGCUCAAUCUUUUUGGAGUAAUUCGGGUCAUUAAUUCACAUCCACCACAUUCCCAAUGGCAUCAGGCUGCUGUUUUCAGCUAGAGAUAUUAUUUGUCUUAGCAGUUGGUGGAGACCAAAGCAGAACUAAAAUCAGAGUGAAUAUUGGCCUUGCAUUCAUCAGGUGGCCAGAAAACAGUUUCAACAAUAA